AUGCUCACGACUGGCGUCACCGUCGACAUGCUGUGGCGCGGGCUGUUACGGACGACGCUUAACAGUCCGGCUCCGGCACGAGCCCCAAGCUCUACACGAUCCGUCUUUCCAAAAUCGACCGCUCGAUGGCGCCAGGAGCGCACCCUACAUCUCAAUGCCAGAAAUUAUACCCACAGUCCGAAGCCAGCAUUUGUCCAAUGCAUUCGGAAUAGGCGGCCAUCCCAUCGGCCAUACUCGACCUCAGCACCCAGGACAGAAACACCACGGUCGACCUCCAAACUGAUAUACGAAUUCGUCGACGUGCCGGUACAUAUGAUAAGGACCAGGCAGACGCGAAACUUGCCCGAUUCUAUCCGCAGCAUCGCUCAGGAUUCGACCAAGAUCAGGGAUGACGGGACCGUCCGCAUCCGAUGCGAGGAUAUCCUAUCAUUCCUCCGCGACCUCCGCGACGAGAGACCUGGUAGCUCUCGCGUGCCCGAGUUCUGGGCACAAGUGUUGAAGCCAUGCGUUGCCGGCAUUGAACCCCUCGUCGAAGAGCCUCUCCUGCGAGCGCAAAUCCGCCACGAGGGGAGCUGCGAGGUUGUUACUCAUGUCUUGAGUGAGGCCCAGGAGUCGGGCUACAACCUGACUUCAACAAGCCUCCAUCUUGCACUACGCGCCUUGGCAACCCACCCUGACUACAUAUUGCGGGACCGGCUCCUCGAAAUCAUGAAGCACCAGUAUAUAGAAUUGACACCGGAUGGUCAUGUGAGCGUGGUGUUGGGACUGCUGCGUGAUGGACAAUACGAGAUGGCCAUCGACAGAUUGGAGCAGGCUCUCCGAGAAGAAGUUGAGAUUCCGACUUGGGUUUACGACGUCUUUUUAUUCGUGUUUGCUGAACUGGGCUUCCAUGACGAGGUCAUCAGAAUCAUCAAUCACCACCUGAUCAAUCGCAAAGGGACAGAUUUGGACUGGCCCUCGGCCAACACGUGCUACUUCCUCCUUGACAAGUGCUCAAAGGCACAUCACUACGAAAGCACAAAGUUCAUCUGGAACUUGGCGGUGCCCAAGAUGUUCAACCCCCCGGAUGGCAUGUUGGAGAACGUUCUUUGUUCAGCGGCCAAGGGCCUCGACCCACUGCUCGGGUCUCAAGCCAUUAGGAUUCUGGCGACCCGCGGGAACAAGCUGUCUUGGCAACACUACGAGCCGCUGAUUGGCUGCUAUGCAGGGGCUGGGGAGGAGGAGAAGGCGUUCAAUGUGCUGUGCAUCAUGCACCGAGCCGGUAUCAAGCCAGAAUCGGGCACCACGCGGCCCAUUUAUCUUUUACUAAAGAGCAAGGAAGUGCAUGAGCUCCUGGAGACUGUCCGGCUGCUCUUCCGGCUCAAGUCGCAGGGAGACGUGCCGAUUGCGGCCUUCAACGUGGUCCUCGAGGCGAUACUCGAAAAGAACGGACUCGCGCAGGCCAUGGACUUUUACAGCCGAGUGCGGCUGAUUGUCAAGUCCGGACCCGACGUCGAGACCUUCAACACGAUUCUGCGCAUGAUAUACUCGGAGGGCCAGGAUCGCAGCCUCGAGACGAUUGCGUUUUUGAUGGAGGAAAUGAAAGCCAUUGGAGUCAUGCCCGACAGGUUCACGUACGAACAUGUGAUCCACAACCUGGCGCGCGCCGGGAAGCCCGAACUCGCACUCGAGUAUCUACAGGAGAUGGGCAGGACGUUCCACAGGUCGAUGGGCAGGGCAGGCUGGAUCACCAAGAUCAACACCUUGUGGCUGUUCAAAACGUUGUUCGACGCCGGUCUCGUCAAUGAAGCCGAGGACCUCAUCGCCGAGUCGAAUGCUCGUGGACUAAAGAUCAAAGACAUAUGGCGCGAGCUGGACAGACCUGGAAUUCGCAACGGCUUGGUGAACCCAAACUUCUAUGCAGACGAAUCAUACAUGUCCGAUACGGGGCCAGCAAGCGAACUAUAA
Pyricularia pennisetigena is the source of this 1947-nucleotide messenger RNA. RefSeq lists its product as uncharacterized. The record is from RefSeq and is a predicted model, not a curated record. Gene Ontology annotation, molecular function: protein binding. Bases 1 to 1947 code for a protein of 648 amino acids. Lineage: Eukaryota; Fungi; Ascomycota; Sordariomycetes; Magnaporthales; Pyriculariaceae. The transcript has 2 exons.